Molecule: messenger RNA, 921 nt
Organism: Oncorhynchus kisutch (coho salmon)
Lineage: Eukaryota; Metazoa; Chordata; Actinopteri; Salmoniformes; Salmonidae
Product: probable G-protein coupled receptor 139
Exons: 3
Coding region: 1-921 (306 amino acids)
Biological process (GO): G protein-coupled receptor signaling pathway
Cellular component (GO): plasma membrane
Molecular function (GO): G protein-coupled receptor activity
Source: RefSeq, a predicted model, not a curated record
AUGACACAAAUCCCUCCACCAGCCAACAUUGUUACCUUUCUCAUCUUCUGGCGGAGAAACUGCCUGCUGUCCAAGUCCAGCACCUUCUACCCGAUGGCCAUCUCUGUAGCUGACACUCUGGUCCUCAUCUUCAUCGUGGUGCUGGAGAUCACUGUCAAAUUUUACCACGAGGUACUUAUUUCAUCAGAAAUGAGCCGUGAGCCCUGGUGCCGCCUGAGAGACAUAUUCAGCUACGGGGCCUACAACACCUCAACCUGGCUGGUGGUGGUUUUCACCGCAGAGCGCUUCAUUGCCAUCCACACCUGGGCCAUCAAGACCAAACUCUGCACCCCACGCAGUGCCUUAGCAGCCAUCACUACCAUCUUACUCCUCAGCCACCUCAUGGCAAUACCCUACUACUGGUUCAAUGUCUCAGUUUAUGACCACAACCAGACCAAAUGGGCCUGUAUAUACAAACCUGAGGCCCCUCAUGGUUAUGUGCAUGCCCUGGUGGGGGCCCAGACCUUAGUGGCCUACGUCCUACCUUUCCUCAUCAUCCUCACCCUCAACGGGCUGACUCUGCGACAGAUCUCCCUUAGCAACAGGGUCCAUGUGUUGACAGCUGCCAACCUAACCUCAGGGGCCUACAGGGUGACACCCCUGCUGCGCUCCAGAAAGAGGAAGUCUGUAGUGCUCCUGGUGACUGUGUCCAUGAGCUUUGUGCUGCUAUCCGUCACCCGCGCAAUCACCCAGAUCAUCAUACGCACCACCUUCUUCUACGGCCAGGAUCGCAACGACUGCAACCUGCAGAUCAAUGUGGCGGCUGACAUUGGUAGCAUGCUGAGCCUCAGUAAUGCAGCCAUCAACACGUACCUGUAUGCCUGCACUCAGGCCAAGUUCCGUCAGCCUGAAUUCAAACUCUAUUACCCUGAAGAAAAAUAA